UGGAACGAUGCACUCAGUACGGUCUCGGCUCCCAAGAUUGAAUGUCACGCUGAGAACUUUCGCGAGUACUGCCCUGAAAAUGUCUACAUCAACAUGAUCAUUGCUUAUCCUACAAAGUGGACAGACAAACUGCCAGCAUCCUCAGAGCUUCCAAAGGAUGCUAGCGGUGUGCAACAAGUGGUGAUCAAUAUUAGCGAUGACAACUUUGGUAACGUCUUCCCCAAGGAGCAUGUAGAGUUUAUUGAUCGACUCAAGAAUGCAUGAAAACGUUCGGCUGAUGACAGCGACAGCAAUGGUGAAGGUGAGUGCUCCAAGAAGCUGAGGAGUUAAAGACUCUCUUUCUGUAGUGGACUUGAAUAAAGGUGUUUGUACUAGGCUUCAAUAGGGAAAGCUGUUUCUAUUCAUGCAAAGAAAGCGAAUGGUUAAAUUCCUUUCCGUCAUCUUUUUGUCUCUACACUUCUCUCCUCGAGGCGAAAGGUUUGCAAACUGCUUGUUCGCUUUAUCUGCGAGGCCCCUCAAUUCUCGGUCGACUUUGACACUCACUGGCCGGGUUUCCUUCUCUUCCAUGACGUCGACAAGGCGCUGCAAAUUAUUGCGAAUGCCACGAUCGCUUUCUGUAUCAUCGCUAUCGUCACCCUUAUCUCGCCUAACCAUCGCAAGACGCUCUUCAACCUCAGAUCUCAAGAGCUCUCCACAAUUAUUGAACAAUUUCUUGAAGACAAAUGCUGCAACUUUAAGCCCUGACCAUCCAUGCGUCGACGCCUUGAAUGUCCAAAGGUCCGCCAAGGUCACUGGUUUGGCGUUAAACAUAAGAAAGCGCGGGUGGACUGCUGCAUGUUUGCCAUAUGUGAUAAUGUCGUCAAAGUUGGUCCGUGUCUGGCGUACAACGUUGUUGCGCAUGUCCUUUCCAGCACCCUUCUUGAACCACAAGCUUGAUUAGUGUCACCAAACUUCUGAUUGACGAUCUUGAAUGGCUUAGUAUCCGGAAAUGCGACGUCUGUGCA
Lobosporangium transversale is the source of this 1004-nucleotide messenger RNA. RefSeq lists its product as hypothetical. The coding region runs from base 404 to 940 and encodes 178 amino acids. The record is from RefSeq and is a predicted model, not a curated record. NCBI's taxonomy places the organism in Eukaryota, Fungi, Mortierellomycota, Mortierellomycetes, Mortierellales, Mortierellaceae. The transcript has 3 exons.